UUGGUGUCGUCACGCUCCUGCUCGCCGGUCGCCGCUGCUGUCACUGUUUACUUCGGGCAAUGGCGGCCGCUACGUGUGGCGGUACGCUUCGCUUCUGUAGCCUCAAGCACGGCGGGACGAAGGAGCAUCACCGCUACCAUCAUCACAACCAGCACCAACAUGUCAGGAGACGCACCGACUCCCGGCGGAGACAGGCUGCCCUCAGCUUCCUCAACAACAUCUCACUGGACGGCCGCCGGCCCGCCGAGCUCGCCAAUGGCUUCGAGCACGACCGGCCGGAGCAACGGCAGCAGCAGCAUGAGGCGGCGGUGGCAGUGGCGGCGGCGGCGGCAUCGGCCACACCGAGCAUCUCGGUGAUCGCUCACACCUCCCGGCUGGGGCCUGUAGCAGCGGCGGCGGCGGCGGCAGCAUCGGGAGGUGUGGUCGCCUCGCCGGGUGACCCGGGGCUGGGGCCGAGCGCCGGCGAGGCCGUUGCCCAGCAGCUUGCCUCGGGACCGGGGACGCCACUGCCCAGGAGCGGGCUGGGGACAACGCCGGCCGUCGGACCCCUCGGGUUGGAGAGGCAGAGAAGUAGGACUUCUUCAGGAUCUCCCCAUCAAAAAAACACAAAGAAAAUCCAUUUUAUAAAAAAUAUGCGUCAGUAUGACACAAGAAACAGCAGGAUCGUUCUCAUCUGUGCUAAAAGAUCACUGUGUUCAGCUUUUUCUAUACUGCCUUAUGGAGAAUUUAAUACUAAUAGUGACGGCAAACUGGAAGGACCAAGACAACGUAAUCCUUCUGGUGGCAUUUCAUGCCCAACAGACAUGCUGCAUGGACUUGACGGAGUUGAACUUGCUGCAGAUGGAAAGUCAGUUUCUUAUGCUCAAUUUCUUUAUCCAACCAAUGCCUUUGUUUUGCCAAAAAUAUUAACUGAGAAUUCAACUUCACAAGCGCAAGCUCGAAAUAAUCGGAGUUUUACACCAGGAAGACAUGGGCCCGCUGCAAUAUCAAUGGACUUAGGGAGUGAACCUGGAGAUUUAAUAGAAUAUGAUCCUAAUCUGCUUGAUGAUCCCCACUGGCCAUGUGGAAAACACAAACGGGUUCUAAUCUUUGCAUCUUAUAUGACAACAGUGAUUGAAUACGUAAAACCAUCUGACCUGAAAAAGGAUAUGAAUGAAACAUUCAAGGAAAAAUUUCCUCACAUUAAGCUGACACUUAGUAAGAUAAGGUCUGAAAAACGAGAAAUGCGGAACCUGGCAGAAGAAUGUAAUCUGGAACCUUGUACUGUGGCUUUGUCAUUUGUUUAUUUUGAGAAGCUUGUACUCCAAGGCAGAAUCAAUAAGCAGAACAGAAAGCUUUGCUCUGGUGCCUGCUUACUACUAGCAGCCAAAAUCAGCAGUGAUCUCAAGAAACAUGAAGUUAAACAUCUGAUCGAUAAACUGGAAGAGCGAUUAAGAUUGAACUCAAAGGAGCUGGUUUGUUUUGAGUUCACAACACUUGUGGCUUUAGAGUUUGGCCUUUACCUUCCGGAGAAAAAAGUGUUACCUCACUACAGGCGUCUUGUCCAGCAAUCCUAAUUACAUUCCUUCUGAAGAUGACACUGACUUGGAAGGAACAAGAAGUUCUUCCUUAAAAUGCUGCACUAGUUGAUGUCUUUAUUUUACUUUUCUUUAUUAACUCAAGAAACACAGUAACAAAGAAACAACUAUAAUAGUUGGCCACAAUUACUGGUGAUUCAUCCGAUUUCUUGAAGUUGAUUUGUGCCAGUUUUUCUAUUUUUUCAUUAAAGCACCUUUAUUGAUAUUUGGGUGAAACUUGUGAAGGUAUAUGUGUGUAAUGACCAGUCAUGUGCGACAUGGCUAGGGAUUGUAAUAACUACCAAAAAAUUAAUAAUAGGCAACAGCACUUUUCUAUAUGGUGACUUGUCUUCACUGUGAUAGCCUGUUCCACGCUAUUUGUUCUUCCAAGCAUUAUGCUACUGUAGUGGUAAAAGCGACUCUGCUGUUAGUUGCACAGAAGCCACCACUCUAUGUUAGAGAUUUUAAAUGAAGCACAUUUAUAGUGCUCUGCAGAUAAUAUUUGAACUAUAUUUUUUGAAUAUUUCAUUUCAGCUGUCCAUUCUGCAGUCUUCAGUAAAAUUGGAUUAUUUUUCAUAAUCUUGUUUGUGAAAUGUAAACUAAAAUAACUUGUUCCUGUUUACAUCUUCAUUCAUGUAGUUGAAUGUUACCAAUAGGUGUAAUUAAUAGGGUCUUCUAGAUUGUAGUAGUUUGGAAAAUAAUAUUGAAGACCAGCUUUCAGUUUUCCACUUUUAAGAAUGGUAAUAUUGGCAAAUAUUUAAUAUUUAAAUGUUAACCUUGUCCUUAAAGUUUAUUUAGCUUCUACAUUUUGACAUAUUGCCUUGUCUGUGAGAGUAUAAUAUUUUUGUAAUUAGAAAUGGCAAAUGCUGAAAAGACUGAGCAGGUCGGGCAGCAUUUGUGGAGUCAGGAAAGGAGAGUUAAUGUUUUAAAUUGAUGAAUCCUCAUCAGAAGUGUAGAAUAGAAAGUUAACUCUUCCUUCCUGUCUCUUAGAGUCUGUGUAUCUUGAUGACUGUUGCAGCACUUUGUUUAUUUUUUAUUUUAGAUUGCUAGCAUCUGCAAUAUUUUGCAUUUGGUCUACAUUUUGUUUAGUGGCUUCACAGUGCAAAGCCAUUUCAGGUAUUGAUAUCAGAACCAAGAGUGAGCAAACUAUGAUCACAUGAUCAGACAAAAACUGUGAAAAGAGCACAAUACUCUGCUGCUUUUGUAUUGUUAUCCGUUCUUUUUUUCAACCAGCAUGGGAACAGAAGCAAGCCAUUUGAACACUUGAGUCUGUCUGUCUGCUCAGUAGGAUCAAGGUUGAUCUGUUUAUUGUAUCCAUUCAUCCUCACAACUUCACAAAUAUCCAAGUUACAUAAAAAAGCUGGAGAAACUCAGCGGGUGCAGCAGCAUCUAUGGAGCGAUGGGCCGAGACCCUUCCAUCUACUUCCAUGUUUAAAAAACUUCAAUAACCCAGCAUCCACAACAUGUGGGAUGUGCUCCAGAAUUCUUCUUUCUAUGUAACAGUUUACAUAUAAUUGGCCUUGCUCUUAAAUUUUGGACUAUACCUUCCCACUAUGUACUUUCCCCUUCUCUUGCCUGCCUACCAGAAGAAGAUUGCACUGCAAUUAAUCUGAGAAUUCUUCAUCUUAAUCUUGAAGGAACAAAAGCCAAGUAUAUCCAAAUGAUUUCAAUGAAGCUCCAAACAAUAUCUAAUGACCAAAUAUAAUUUUUCCUACUUUUUAUACCCGAAGUACUAAUUUUGCCAUUUUAAGGUGUUUUUUAGAAAAUGCAAAGUGUAUGCUUUCAAUCUCAAUUCAACCCCAUCUCAGUUUUAACCCAACUUUUUUAACUAUGUUUUGUAACUUUAGAUUAAGCCUUCGCAUUUUUUUUCUAUUCUUUGUUUAUCUUGAUUUAACUGAAAAUACAAAUGAUUUUGCUACACGGGUGCUGCAGAUUGAAUUGGUUUAUAAAGUAAUGUGCUCUUUUAUUUAUCGACCAUGGGAAAUUAAAUUGGUUAUUUCUCUAACGGGUUGUCAUUGCUGUAGAUAAUUAAGAAGCAUAAGUGUACUUCUAAAUGAAGUAUGAACUCUCAGUUGUCUAUUUGCACAAUAUGACCAUCUUGGGGCUUAUAUGCAUAUUUUUAUUCAUUUUGUAUUAGUGGAACUGCAAUAUUUGAAGUAAAAAAUUCAAUUUUGAAUAUAA
Leucoraja erinaceus (little skate) is the source of this 3737-nucleotide messenger RNA. Its product is annotated as CDK5 and ABL1 enzyme substrate 2-like. Lineage: Eukaryota; Metazoa; Chordata; Chondrichthyes; Rajiformes; Rajidae. Gene Ontology annotation, biological process: regulation of cell cycle. The record is from RefSeq and is a predicted model, not a curated record. The transcript has 9 exons. Bases 60 to 1556 code for a protein of 498 amino acids.